Saccostrea echinata is the source of this 1329-nucleotide messenger RNA. RefSeq names its product dentin sialophosphoprotein-like. The coding region runs from base 1 to 1329 and encodes 442 amino acids. The record is from RefSeq and is a predicted model, not a curated record. NCBI's taxonomy places the organism in Eukaryota, Metazoa, Mollusca, Bivalvia, Ostreida, Ostreidae. The transcript is spliced from 3 exons.
AUGCAUCUAGGUAUUGACAACAGACAAUCCACUGAUUAUACAGAUACUGACAACAGACAAUCCACUGAUUAUAAAGGUACUGACAACAAACAAUCCACUGAUUAUACAGGUACUGACAACAAACAAUCCACUGAUUAUACAGGUACUGACAACAAACAAUCCACUGAUUAUACAGGUACUGACAACAGACAAUCCACUGAUUAUACAGACAACAGACAAUCCACUGAUUAUACAGGUACUGACAACAGACAAUCUAUUGAUUAUACAGGUACUUGGAACAGACAAUCCACUGAUUAUACAGACAACAGACAAUCCACUGAUUAUACAGAUACUGACAACAGACAAUCCACUGAUUAUACAGACAACAGACAAUCCACUGAUUAUACAGGUACUGACAACAGACAAUCCACUGAUUAUACAGGUACUUGGAACAGACAAUCCACUGAUGAUACAGACAACAGACAAUCCACUGAUUAUACAGGUACUGACAACAAACAAUCAACUGAUUAUACAGGUACUGACAACAGAAAAUCCACUGAUUAUACAGAUACUGACAACAGACAAUCCACUGAUUAUACAGACAACAGACAAUCCACUGAUUAUACAGGUACUGACAACAGACAAUCUAUUGAUUAUACAGGUACUUGGAACAGACAAUCCACUGAUUAUACUGACAACAGACAAUCCACUGAUUAUACAGGUACUGACAACAAACAAUCCACUGAUUAUACAGAUACUGACAACAGACAAUCCACUGAUUAUACAGACAACAGACAAUCCACUGAUUAUAUAGGUACCGACAACAGACACUCCACUGAUUAUACAGAGACUGACAACAGACAAUCCACUGAUUAUACAGGUACUGACAACAAACAAUCCACUGAUUAUACAGGUACUGACAACAAACAAUCCACUGAUUAUACAGAUACUGACAACAGACAAUCCACUGAUUAUACAGGUACUGACAACAGACAAUCCACUGAUUAUACAGAUACUGACAACAGACAAUCCACUGAUUAUACAAGUACUGACAACAGACACUCCACUGAUUAUACAAGUACUGACAACAGACAGUCCACUGAUUAUACAAGUACUGACAACAGACAAUCUACUGAUUAUACAGGUACUGACAAUAGACAAUCCACUGAUUAUACAAGUACUGACAACAAACACUCCACUGAUUAUACAGGUACUGACAACAGACAAUCCACUGAUUAUACAGGUACUGACAACAGACAAUCCACUGAUUAUACAGGUACUGACAACAGACAAUCCACUGAUUAUACAGGUACUGACAACAGACAAUUCUUAACUGUACUGGCACAAUGA